AGCAUAAUCAGCAUACCUGGACCUUCUCACGCGUUGUUUAGCAACAUGGCUUAGUAAGGUGUGUUGAGGGCAGGCCUGCGCAGGCUUUACUGCACAAUAGCAGGAAGAAGGGAUCACAUCCAACUUUGACCUCGUGUCAGUUGCGUCACGGCCUUCUUUGAGGAGGAUUAACUGACAACAGAGCAGUUCUGAGCAGACGUCGUGCUGUCACAUAUUCUCGCUAGCUUGACACAGGCUGAAAGUCUGGCAACUUCAGAGAAAUGGAGUGCCAAUGCGAAAAGGACAACGCUGAGGAUGCUGUUACAGACUGGUGGCUGAACAGCAACAACAUCCAAAUGGGAGCUUUUACUGUGGUGGGGUAUCUUCUCUACAGAUUCUCACAGACACUGCCAGCUCUGAUCCGAUGGCCGAUUCGUCUGUUCUGCACUCUAACCGGUCUGACAGCUCUCUGGAGUUGGGUGAGCCACCUAGUGGGAACCCUUCGUGGAAUCCAGAGCCUGUGUAACUGGCUGGCUGGAAUUUGGCGGUUUAUUGAAGCAUCUUCCUCCAAGUUCAAGUCGCUUUUUGGUGUCAACACGGUGAUGGAUCUGUCCAGCAGCACCGACAAACCAGGCCUAAGGCUAAUCCUCCUAGGGCCCAUGGGUGGAGGACGGACCUCCCUUGCAGAUACUUUGUUGGGCAACCGUGAGACAAGGGCACCCGUGGGUCCCCUAAUGGAGAGCACCAAGAGGAGGGCAGUAAUGGAUGGUAGAGAGGUUAUAGUGAUUGACACCCCAGAUCUUUUGGGGUUGUCAUUGGGGAACAACAACAGAGCCAGGGAAGCUCUGAGGAGCCUUCAGCUCACUGGUCCUGGACCGCACGCCUUCCUGCUGGUGAUACGAGCUCCGGGCUCCAGCACAGAGAUCGACCAGGAUGUGGCUCAGGCAAUCCGAGCCACCCUUGAGCUUUUCGGAGAUGGGGUCGCGGGCUACAUUCUCCCAGUGCUCACCCAUGCAGACUGCCUGGGUCGGAAGCGUACUGUAGAUCAGCUGCUUGAUGUGGACUCUGGGGAUUUACAAAGGGCUCUGUCUCUAAGCAACCAAAGAGCAGAGCUGGUGGACAACAGGCCAGACUGCCCUCCAGAGGCGCAGAGUGUGAUACGCAGGCAGCUGGUGGGCCGUGUGGUGGAGAUGAAGACACUGGGGGGGCAUUUUGUCCACGAGCUGCAGAGGAGGGAGGACCGCAUCAGGGAGGAGCUGCUAGCUGAAAUGGGCUCUGCCCUGGCUGGAAAACUGGGACACACAUGUGGAUAAGAGAGUGUGUGUGUGUGUGUGGGGGGGGGGGUGGGGGGAUAAGGAGACAGGAUUCAUUCAAGUGUUAAACAUGUAAUUUUGACUUUAAGUGCAAGGGUGAAUCUUUGCCUGAGGUAUUUUGUAUAUUUGUCACUCUGCUCGUUCACCACUGUCGAGAUAAAUGUACGACUGCUCAGAGGCCACCUUUUGGUUUUCAACAUGCUACCCAUUCUUUUGGUUAGAUAACAUUCACACACACUUAAUUUUGCUAUUCUUAUGUGUUGUAAUUCUUCCAUGUCAGUAUAUCCUUUUGGAAAGGCCUGCACCUCAUGUUUUCUUGCUCUCCUGCAGUG
This is a messenger RNA of Etheostoma cragini (Arkansas darter), 1624 nucleotides long. Its product is annotated as GTPase IMAP family member 4-like. The record is from RefSeq and is a predicted model, not a curated record. Gene Ontology annotation, molecular function: GTP binding. The transcript is spliced from 8 exons. Bases 261 to 1292 code for a protein of 343 amino acids. NCBI's taxonomy places the organism in Eukaryota, Metazoa, Chordata, Actinopteri, Perciformes, Percidae.